AUGUGUACGAGUAAAUGGAUAAUUGCUAUUGUAUUUUUGUUGACGCUGACUCAAGCAAGGGCCCAGUAUGUCAAUACCACCUGCGAGGAAUUUGAAAAAGAUGCGAAAUUUGAUCCUUUUGAAAUAAUGGAUUCUAAAUGGAAAAUUAUCUAUUUUUGGUCCUCAACUGUAGAAGCUAAUCCAGUUAUAUUUUCAUUACUUGCAGCGAAGAGAUUAGAGAGAUUUAAAGAAGUGGUGAAUGCUCUGGAACCAGACCUACGUCCUGAAUGGGAUAAAGCUGCUUUCAUGAUGGAGCCCAAGCCUGGAGUUCAAGUAGUUAUGCUCUAUUUGGGAACAGCUGGGCCUUCCGCGGAAUCGUCAAAGUUGAACAACGUUACAAAGCUGGUUUUCGCCCUCGUCAAGAGCGUACUGUGUAAUAAAGGUGUGACAGUAAUACUCCAGCUUGUACCCCAGCCGCGCCAUUUCCGCUCCUAA
Messenger RNA from Danaus chrysippus (African queen), 474 nucleotides. The record is from the annotation of a GenBank genome assembly. Lineage: Eukaryota; Metazoa; Arthropoda; Insecta; Lepidoptera; Nymphalidae.